AUGGUCGAACUCGAGUUGUAUUUGCGUGAAGAUGGAUAUAAAAUAUUGUCUAAAGCAAAGAUCUUAAACGAUGAAGACUCAAAAAAUGACCCAGAUGAUGACCCUUACAAGUCUAAAUAUGCCGCCAGAGAACUCUACCAAAUUGUCAAAAAUAAGGUGGAAAAUCUCAGAAUUAACGAUUGCGAAGAUGAGCUUGCCGUCAAAAUUCGAAAGCUGUCAACUGCAAUUUCUCUGAAGUUGGCCAUUAAUUAUGAGGAAACGGAAGAAUUGUCUACAUCAGAAGAGUUGUUGAAUAAAUGUUUAGAAGAUGUAGAGAAAUACAAGAUGCAGCAUGAUUGUGUUAAUUUGUAUCAAGCAGUUUUAAAUCAAUUGGCAAUCCUAUGGUCGCAUCGAAGAUCUUCAGAGAAAGCUUUGAAAUACCUAGAGCUAGCAGAAACUAUAUUUAAAACUUUUAAACAAGAGGAGGGUGACAGUCCCAUGAUGUGUUCAGAAUGGCUGGAAACUAUUGAAUAUGAUGAAGAGAAAUUGUUGAGAGAAAGGGCUGCUAAUUUUGAAAAUACAUACACCUUGACAUUAUAUUAUUGUGCUCAAGUUUUUACUCAACUUGAUGAGAAAAGUAAGGCAGCAAGAUAUUGUCAUGUAACUUUACAGCGUCAGUUGAAUUCCAUGAAGUAUGAUCCAAUUGAUUGGGCGUUAAAUGCUGCUACACUUUCGCAAUACUACAUAACAGAAAAUAUUGUUUUAGCUCGUCAUUGUUUAGCUGCAGCAAGUUAUGUUUUUAGUGAAGCUCACAAUGAUUCAGAUAUUGGUAAUGACAAAGAUCUUUAUGACCAGAGAAAAGCAGAUAUCACAAGAUGUUGGAUAAAAUAUGGUUUACAGAUAUUAGAUGCCUCUAAAGACUAUUUAACAGAGGAACUGGCAGAUUUAGAUGUUUGCUCUGAAGCACCUGAAAGCAAAAUAUUCUCUAGAGCAAAGGAAGAAGAUGAUUCAAAUGACCCAAAUUCAAGUGAUGACUAUGAUAUACAAAACAUAAGUCAGAAACAUCUGCGUUUUGAUCUAGAAUUGACUGUGCAUGAAGAGAAAAUUACUGAUAAACCUGUACUGGUGUUUGAUGAUGCAAGAAAAGUUUUUCUGCAAAUUCAAGAAUGGAUUCAAUCAGCAAAGGAAUAUUAUACUAUGAAUGGACAUUGCUCAGAUUAUAUUCAGCUAGUUCAAGAUCAUAGUUCAGCAUUCAAACAUUUGGCAUUCUUUGAAUUGGAUAUGGAUAGACAAUGUAAAAUGCAUAAAAAGCGUAUUGAUAUGUUGUUAGAGAUUGCUAAUGUUAUAAAUCCACAGCAUUAUUUAUUGGCUAAACGUCAAUUAAUAUUUGAAGUUGCUGAAACAUAUUCGUCAAUGGCUGAUCUUAAGCUGGCUAAAUUAGAAUCUGAACCACGAUCUAGAACUCCUCAUGCUGUAAAUAAAAUUAAUCAGUUGGCUACACAUGGAAUAGAGCAGUUUCAGGCAUACCUUGACUCCCUUAAAGACCCCAAAACAGGAUUUCCAUCUAAAUUAAGUGAAAAUGAUGUAAGACCGGCUCUGGUUGCUAAAUUCUGUAUGGGUAGACUGUAUUCUAAAUUAAUAUUUCCUGGGGUGGAAGAAAAACUUUCAAAUUUUUUGAAAAGUCUUGAGCAUUAUAAAUUUGUUGUAGAUUAUUGUAAACAACAUCCAGAAGACCAGGAUAAAGUUACUCAUGAAUAUGACAUUUGUGUUGAAAUGGUGGAAUUGCUUCCGUUAAAGAUGGAAAGAAUUAGGCAACUGAAUAGUUAA
This is a messenger RNA of Lottia gigantea (owl limpet), 1806 nucleotides long. RefSeq lists its product as hypothetical. The transcript has a single exon. Bases 1 to 1806 code for a protein of 601 amino acids. The record is from RefSeq and is a predicted model, not a curated record. Lineage: Eukaryota; Metazoa; Mollusca; Gastropoda; Lottiidae.